Messenger RNA from Acanthosepion pharaonis, 636 nucleotides. The record is from the annotation of a GenBank genome assembly. NCBI's taxonomy places the organism in Eukaryota, Metazoa, Mollusca, Cephalopoda, Sepiida, Sepiidae.
AUGCCCCCUCAAGGGGGCUUGGUACUCUGCUGGCUUUCUUUUUUUCUCAAAAACCCUCUGAGCAUUUCUGAAAUUGUUAUCAGUGAUCGCAUUUCUCUGUGCCAACAGAAGUGCAACUGUGAUCUAUUUGAUUCUCUGGUGGAAUUGAUUUUCUUUCUAACUUUUUUUUUUCUUUAUUUUCUUGUCACUUUGCUACUUACAUUAACUUCACUCUUUUUCUUUUAUUUUUGUAUUUUUCUUUAUUCCAUUCUCGUAUUUCCCACCUUUUCUAAAACCUUGUAUCUUUUUACCUCAUUCCCUUUUUAUCUCUCUCUCUCUCUCUCUCUCUCUCUCUCUCUCUCUUCACCAGAAUAUUUUAUUGUAUCAUUUUCUUUCUUCUUUUUCAUUCAUCAUUCUUUCAUCUGUUUCUCUUUUUUUGCUCCUUCCCAUUUCUUUAUCAUUUCCAUUUGUUUCUUUUUUGUUUUCUUUGUUAUACUUGUUCCAGCUUUCUCAAAACUUCUUCUUUUUCCUUUCCUCAUUACAUUUUUAUAUCUUCUAAUCUUCUUUCCUUUUGUUUUUCUAUAUUUUAUUUUAUUCACCUCUAUCUCUUUUUCUACUUUCUUUCACCUGUUAAUUAUUCCUUCUUUACUGGUAUAA